CCUACAAGCAGUGCAAAGCAACUGGCCAGGGUUAACAAGCCUUGGUUUUACAGGAGAUUUGGAUUUUCUACUGUUUGUUCUUUGUAAAAAAUGACCAUCAACAACUUUGCAAUAGAAUAUGAUGCCAUCAACAGCAGAAACACCUUUACAAAUGGAGAUUCCAUCAAUGGGAGAAUCAUUGUGGAGGUUUCUAAGGAAACCAAAAUCCAGUCUCUAAUUUUUGUGGCAAAAGGAAAAGCUCAGGUCCGCUGGAGUGAAUAUUACGGGCAACAUCAACAUCAUGUGUACUGGGCUGAUGAGCAAUAUUAUGAUAUCAAACAUCAUAUCUUGAGAGAGUCAAGACAAGAUGGCACUGAAGUUAUCGGUAAAGGGAGACAUGUAUUUCCUUUUGCCUUCAAGAUUCCUGACAGCAAAAUCCCAUCAUCUUUCAAAUCUGGCAUUGGCAACAUUCAUCAUAAAUUGAAGGCAGAGCUCAAACAAUCAAUGAAGCUGACAAAAAAGGCCAAAAGCCACUUCACAUUUGUGUCAAAAGCAGACAUGGAUAUUCCUGGACUUCUGGAACCUCAGUAUGGUAGCAAGGACAAAUCUGUCAAGGUAUUUGGCUCUGGAAUUAUUUCAAUGGAUGUUCAGACCAAGCGAAUGGGAUACAAACAAGGUAGAGAUCUCAAAGUCUCAGUUGAAAUCGUCAACAACUCAAGUCGUUCAGUGAAGGCUAAAGUCAUCCUGUAUGAGAAGAAGAGCUUCUUCGCCCAGGGUAGCAGGAGAGUUUCCACAAAGGAGAUCCUUAAGGAGAAGAUGGAGGCUGUCUCAUCCUCUAACAAAGAGACUGUGGUCAAGGUGAUGAACAUCCCCAGAGAGUUACCUAGCUCCAUCUUAAACUGCAGCAUCAUCAAGCUGGAGUACAGGCUGAAGGUCCAUCUAGAUGUCAAAUAUGCUUCAGACCCAGAGAUCACACUCCCUAUAGUGAUCCUACCUGCCUCUGAGGAUAAUCCUAAACAACAACAACCUUCUGAUGCUGGCUUUGGGUUUGAUGUAUUUGGGAACCCAGAACAAGCCCCCUGGAGCCCGGCACCACACCAACCAGCAGCAGCCGCCAGCGCUAUGGAUCCUCCACCUCCCUAUGCAGCACAUGCAAUGUACCCCGCUAACCAAUACUGGACUGGAAAGUAAAUACGGCAACAAUUCGGCAUUGAACUUCUAUAAUAUUGUCAUGAUCGACUGUUAAAUACAGUAUCAACAUUAGAUACAGAAGAAUAAAUGAUAUUGUCUUUGUUUACCACAAAUACCUCCUUUAUUAUUGGCUCAAGCAUCAUACAUUUGUUUGGAGAUGUUGUGGUAUCAAGGCUUCUUGACAUCAAACUGCUUAUUCCAGUGACAAUAAGAUUAUUUGUCAGUUUCCAUUCAUGUUGAUGCCACAUUUUGUGUGUCUAUUUUAUUGUGAUUUGUUUGUAAAUUUAUCAUAAUUUGAGUGUUAUGUAAAUACUGAACAUACAGUACAACAACUUUGUACAGUCUUCAAUCAGACGGGAAAUUCAACAUGAUUCAUAAAAUGUUAUCUCACAAAUGUAUUUGUUUACCUUAAGCAAUAAAGUGGUAUUUAUACUAUUUAUACCUAUA
Trematomus bernacchii (emerald rockcod) is the source of this 1617-nucleotide messenger RNA. RefSeq names its product arrestin domain-containing protein 3-like. Gene Ontology annotation, cellular component: plasma membrane; cytoplasm. The coding region runs from base 91 to 1170 and encodes 359 amino acids. The record is from RefSeq and is a predicted model, not a curated record. Lineage: Eukaryota; Metazoa; Chordata; Actinopteri; Perciformes; Nototheniidae. Gene Ontology annotation, biological process: protein transport. The transcript is spliced from 6 exons.